Molecule: messenger RNA, 1102 nt
Organism: Cuscuta europaea
Lineage: Eukaryota; Viridiplantae; Streptophyta; Magnoliopsida; Solanales; Convolvulaceae
Source: the annotation of a GenBank genome assembly
AGUAAUAAUAUAAUAUACGGAGUACAAUAUAUAUAUAUAUCCCAAUUCCGAUCCUUAUUAUUUCGACCUAUAUAUAUACUCAAUUCACUACGAUCGAGCAGCUAGUGUUUAUUCAUCGACUUCACUGAUCAUUAUUCAUCAACAACACCUUAUAAGAUGUGGGCACGAUUUAGAGGUCCAAAGUCGACAGUCAAAAAAGAUUGUAAACCCCUCAAUGUGAAUGAUGAGUAUGCUCAGCUAUCCAUGGAGGCUCGACAGCUACACCCAUUUAUGGUCUCUUCUUCUGAUCUUGAGCCCCACAAAGAAAAGAUAGCCACAAUUCUUGAUUCCAUAGAUACUCCGGGAAAAAGCUAUUCCCACCUAAAAUCUCUUUUGAAUGGUUAUUUCGAAAUCAGCACUGAAGCCGCCACCCUAUGUGACAGCCUUCUCAAGAGCAUCAACCAUGUCCAAUCCGACUAUAGACAUAUCCAAAAACUUCUUGUUGAUGAACGGUUGAGCUCGAACGACAUCUUAUCAGAGCUCCACUCCUUGAGUUUUCUUUUCGAUAACUCUAGAUUUACUUGGGUUCACAACUCCAUGUUACAAAACCAACAACGCUUAAGGUGUGGUAAUAAUAACACAAAUAAAUGGUGGUCUAGGAAAGUGGAGUUAGCGGCCAAGGGGAGCUAUAUAGUGAAGAGAGAUUUGGAGACGAUGAGUAGGCUCAUGAGGCAAAUACACGAUGAAAUUGAACAUAAUAAGGGUAUGAUAAAGUUGUGUAUGAAGAAGAGUGAGGACAAUAAUUUUUCUCUCCAAAUGCUUUUCAAGGCAUUCAAGAACAACAAUUAUGGUUUCGACAAAAAAGUGGAAGAGCUCCAACAACAUGUCUACUUGUGCCUCUUCACAAUCAAUCGGGUGAAGGUUUUGGUAAUCCGUGAGAUUCUUGAAUCUAAAUUAUAGAAUCACGUAUGAAUUUCAACAUAAAACACACAAAUACUAUACUCUUUUUUCUUUUUAAAAAAAUACUUUGUCCACGCUAUUUCUGGAAAUAUUGGCUUGUGGCCGGAUGGCGACAUGUAAUAUUGCAUAAACUAGAAUAUAGCGUAUAUGUAGUGAAUUGUAC